CAAACCGUAAAGAAAGAAAUGAAGGGAUGGCGGAUAAACCAUGAUAGUUUUUCACAAGAAAAAAGACCAUAAUAUAUCACUAAAAAGAAGCGGGAAAUACAACCAGCUGAAAGUGGCUGACUAAAGUUUGUUCUGCUGUUUUUGUCAUGGAUUUGUCAGUUGAACAGGAAAGUCUUGUGGCAAUUGGCUCAGAAGCAUUUCCAACAUCUCCUGAGAUUCUCUCAGAAGAAUCGCAUUCUUUGAUAGCAUGUUCAUCAGAUGAGUGCUCAAAUGUAGAGGCUAAAGAAGGAUCUGGAGUGUCUUCCAGUUGUUCCUCUGAUGUGAUGCAGUCAAUUCCAAAUGAAAUAAUAACUGAGGGAGGGAAUGAAGAGCAACAGUGUGUCACCAUUGUGACAGAUAGCAUCAACUGCAGCUCACCACAAGUGUUAAAUGAUAGAAGUGAAGAAACAGAUGCAGAGGAUACAGGCUUAUUGUACAUUCAGAACUGCAGCUCACCAGAGGAAAGUCAGCAAACUCAAAUGCUUGUGUUGCCCAGGUCAAGGGAAGCAACCAAAAAUCAAUCACGAUUGUUUGAAUGUGAUUAUCCUGAUUGUGGAAGAACAUUUACCACCGCAGCGCAUCUCAGAUACCAUGUGCGAACACACACAGGAGAAAAACCAUACUCAUGUUCACAUGAAGGAUGUGGCAGGAACUUUACAUCAUCUGGCUACCUACGAUAUCACCAAUGUACACACAAUGGAAAAAGGACAUUCAAGUGCCAACACCCAGGAUGUGACCGUGUAUUUGCAUGGCCAGCACACAUGAAAUAUCAUAUGAAGACUCACACAGGAGACAGAGCUUAUCAUUGUUCUUUUGAAGGUUGCAACAAAAGCUUUUAUGUCUUACAGAGGCUUAAUGUUCACAUGAGAGUACACACAGGUGAACGGCCUUACACAUGUAAUGUGGAAAACUGUUUGAAAUCUUUUACAACACAAGGAAAUCUGAAGAAUCAUAUGCGCAUACACACAGGGGAAAGACCUUACAUGUGUACUUAUGAAGGGUGUGGUCGCACUUUCACUGAACACUCUAGUCUUCGGAAACACAAGCUUAUACACACUGGAGAGAAACCAUACGUCUGUGAAAUCUGUGGCAAGACAUUUAGUCAGAGUGGAAGCCGUAAUGCUCAUCAAAAGAGACAUGCAGAUGCAAACAAGAGCGACAAGAGAAGCAAGAAGACAACAAGCAAGAGUGGUACUACCACACAGAUUACUGAGGAUACAGAAAGUGGCCAGAUGCUUCAGCACCUUGAUGAUAUGGAAGAUACAGGAGGAGAAGAUGAGCAAUCCAUUACUUCCCAAGCCCUUGUGUACUCACAAGGAGAGCAUACCAUAGUAACACAAGCAUCAGGUGACCAUUUGGUACUGGCUCAACCCAUUGUAGCUAAGGAAGUGUCCAUAGAAACCACGCCAGUUCAGACAAUGUCUCUGCUAGUGCAUGCCACUGAUGACCCAAUGGUAAAUCAAGAUGGUCUCGUGCGGGCAACUGCUGAUGUUGUGUCCCUGGCAGAAACUGUCGUGGCUCAGCAAGCUGUCAUUCACACCAUGCUAGAUGGAGCAGCCAUCAUUCCCACAAGUAGCCAGUCAGAGAUGUCUGUUGUGGAUCAGGUGUUGCAUCAGUCAAAUGUUGAGCAUAUGAUGCAAGGUGUUGUAAGCCAACACAUCCUUGCUGGGCAGAUCCAGCUGCCUCUUUCUGUGGAGUUGGAACCAGGACAGGAACAGGGUGGGGUUGUACCCCAUCUGACAGUGGACCUGUCUGGGCUCAUUCAGCAGACCGAUGAACAGUCUGGACAGGACAGCGAGGAUGAGGAAGUGGUAAAAGAGCAUGAAUUUCAUGUUGUAACAGAUGAUAAACAAGAUAUGCAAGAAAACAGUCAGUAAUUAUUGUAACACAUUUAUGGUGCUCUGCUAUUCUUAACUCCACAAUUUAUUUAGCAAAAGUCGUGACUAGUAUAAUAGAUAGAAUUAACAAAUU
Messenger RNA from Pocillopora verrucosa, 2010 nucleotides. RefSeq names its product zinc finger protein 76. Gene Ontology annotation, biological process: regulation of transcription by RNA polymerase II. The record is from RefSeq and is a predicted model, not a curated record. Gene Ontology annotation, molecular function: DNA-binding transcription factor activity, RNA polymerase II-specific; sequence-specific DNA binding. Lineage: Eukaryota; Metazoa; Cnidaria; Anthozoa; Scleractinia; Pocilloporidae. Gene Ontology annotation, cellular component: nucleus.